Molecule: messenger RNA, 1344 nt
Organism: Dioscorea cayenensis subsp. rotundata (Guinea yam)
Lineage: Eukaryota; Viridiplantae; Streptophyta; Magnoliopsida; Dioscoreales; Dioscoreaceae
Product: probable 2-oxoglutarate-dependent dioxygenase AOP1
Exons: 3
Coding region: 156-1121 (321 amino acids)
Molecular function (GO): dioxygenase activity
Source: RefSeq, a predicted model, not a curated record
UGCCCUCUGUGUUAAAUGUUAAUAAUAAGAUAGUCAAUGCUGUUCAUAGAGAAGUCAUCAUUUUAUCUAUGAAUCUCUGGUGCUGAGUGAUACACCUGGAAUAUAUAUCAGUCAGCAGUCAGCAGCCAGGAUCCAAGUGUAGCUGCUGAAGAAUCAUGUGCUCGGAGAACGUAGUGCGGGAGGUGCCGAAGAUCGACUUCAGUGCACUGCAUCCGGAUCAGCCAGGAAGCAGAGGUUGGGCGGAGGUGAGGGCGCAGGUGGCCGAGGCACUGCGGACUUAUGGGUGGUUUGAGGCCGUUUACGAGAAGGUGACACCUGAGCUGAAGGAGAAGGUGUUUGGCUCAGCUGUUAAGGAGCUGUUCAACUUGCCGCUCGAGGCCAAGCUUCGCAAUGUCUCUGACAAGCCUUUCCAUGGAUAUCUUGGUCAAAUCCCAUUUCUCAGAUAUGAGAGCCUCGCCAUCUUGCACCCUCAUGAACCUGAUGCCAUUAAGGCUUUCACUGAUCUCUUGUGGCCUCAGGGGAGCUCCGACACCUUCUGUGAGCCUGUUUGUGGUUUCUCAAAAUUGUUGGUUGAGCUGGACCAAAUGGUGCGAAUGAUGGUGCUGGAAAGCCUUGGAGUGGAGAAACACUAUGAUUCUCUGAUGAAGACCAACAAGUUCUUGCUUCGUCUGUCAGAGUAUCCUGCUCCUGAGGAGGAUGAGGAGAAGAAGAAGAUGCUCGGGCUGGUGCCUCAUCGCGAUAAGAACACCUUGGCCAUAGUGUGCCAGAACCAGGUGGAUGGGCUUGAUAUGCAGACUCAGGAUGGGAAAUGGAUCCCUGCCGUUCCAUCCCCCUCUUCCGUCAUUGUCAUUGCUGGUGAUACUCUCCGGGCAUGGACGAAUGGGCAAAUGUAUUCACCUCUGCACACUGUCAAUGUGGGAGGCAGCGUGACCAGAUAUUCGGCUAUCCUGUUCUCACUGCCAGAGGAUGAGCUUAUGAUAGAGCCAUUGCCUGAGCUUGUGGAUGAGACCCAUCCUGCUCUGUUUAAGCCCUACACUUACAGUGAAUAUGUCCGCUUCUGCUUCUCAGAGGGAAGGGAUGCAGAGUGUCAGCUUGACGCUUACUGCAGGAUAGCACCAUAGUUAAUCCCCUUGAAGUUGAUGCCAAGCAUGUGAUCUAGCUGUGCUCUCUCUCUUUGUUAUCUUGGCAAAUACUCUUUUGUGUUAUCUUAAAAGACUGAGAUUGCCAAUAAAACGCAUUAAUUUGUUGCUGCUGGUUUAUCUGGUUUGUGUUGUAUGUAGUCUAAACUGCAAGGUCUUGUGAGGUUUCAUUUCAAUUGAAUCAAAUCAAAUGCAGUUGAAUUCA